AUGCCUGGUCUACUCAACAGCCUCCUCGCCCAAACAGCGUUCCGCAACCCGCUCCUUCGAACUGUGGUCCCAUCAGUAGCUCUGGCCUACGGUAUCCAAGCCGCCUUCGCCGUCCCAUCUAUAGCCGCGCAAUCCGAGCGCUUCUACGACCUCUCCGGCAGCCUAACCUACCUCUCCUGCACUGCCUUCAGCCUCAGCCUGCCCUACCUGCGCGCUCGCGCCGCCGGCGCAGCCAGCGGCGGCCUUCUCGAGUACCUGAGAGCGCCAGCGCCGGGACAGGGCCUGUGGUUCUGGCGACAGGCUCUGCUGAGCGCUGCCGUGGGGAUCUGGGCUACGAGACUUGGUACUUAUCUGUUUAAGCGCAUCUCGGCCGACGGCCACGACUCCCGCUUCGACGAGAUCCGCAGGUCGCCGCCGAAGUUCUUUGGCGCGUGGAUGGCGCAGGCGACGUGGGUUUCGCUGUGUCUUAUGCCCGUUGUUGCGGUUAAUGCGCUUCCGCGUAGCGCGUUUAGCCUCUAUCGCUUUAAGAACGUGGGGGAUGCGUUUAGUGUCCUCCCUGUCGCGCCUUUUCUUACAGAUGCGAUUGGUAUAGGGUUGUUUGUGUUUGGGCUGGCGUUUGAGAUUGCGGCGGAUAGGCAGAAGUCACAGUGGGUGCAGGAGAAGAAAGAGAAGAAGCAUAGUGAGGAGUUCUUGACGAGGGGGUUGUGGGGGAAGAGUCGGCAUCCGAAUUACUUUGGGGAGAUGACGCUGUGGACGGGGAUCGCGGUUGCGGCGGGGGGAUUGCUGGUGAGGUAUCCGGCGCAGGUUGGGUUGGGGCUGUCGGGGGCAUUUGGGGGAAGGGCGACGGUUUUGGGGAUGGCGGCGGUUAGUCCGGCGUUUGUGUCGUUCCUACUGUUGAAGGUUUCAGGAAUCCCACUCAGCGAGAACAAGUACGAUAAGCGAUAUGGUGAUCGCAAGGACUACCAGCAUUGGAAAGAGACUACACCAAUGCUUUUUCCGAAGUUUUGGUAG
Mytilinidion resinicola is the source of this 1011-nucleotide messenger RNA. RefSeq names its product DUF1295-domain-containing protein. The coding region runs from base 1 to 1011 and encodes 336 amino acids. Gene Ontology annotation, molecular function: oxidoreductase activity, acting on the CH-CH group of donors. The transcript is spliced from 3 exons. Gene Ontology annotation, biological process: lipid metabolic process. Gene Ontology annotation, cellular component: membrane. The record is from RefSeq and is a predicted model, not a curated record. NCBI's taxonomy places the organism in Eukaryota, Fungi, Ascomycota, Dothideomycetes, Mytilinidiales, Mytilinidiaceae.